UUUUGAUGAACUAAAUCUUAUCAGAUAGAAUGUGUUAACUUAUUACUUAUAAUAGCAAGCUAUUUAAAGUUGCUUCCUAUAAGCGUUUAAUUGAACGCAUAUAGGUUCCUCAAUAGUUUCUGACGCAUUUUUAACUGAGAUAAAGAAAAAAAAAAUAUUUUGCUGUAAAUCGUAAUUAAUCUCCUCAAAUUUAAACAAAAAUAAUAAUAAAUUGGCGACAACAAAAAUGGUGGAGUUUGAAGUGUAUUUGCAAGGAGGCUCCCCAUGGGGAUUUCGAUUACAAGGUGGCAAAGAGUUUCGUUUACCUCUUAAAAUUGCAAAUGUAACUCCUGGUGGUAAAGCAGAAAUUGGUGGUGUUCGAGUUGGAGAUAUUGUAAAAGAAAUAAAUGGAUCAAGUACUGAAAAUUUAUACCACACUGAAUCAUUAAAUGCAGUAAAAAAAUCUAGAUAUUCUCUUUCUCUUGUUCUUUCUCGUUCAGAUGAUGAUGCAAAUGUUAUACAAUCUAUUGGGAUUGCUCCAGAAGAAGAAUCAACCCGUGUUACCCUUAAAAUUGGACCCAAAACACCAGUUUCUUCAGCACCCUCAUCUCCAAAAUUAUUUGUCCAUAAAUCACCUCAAAAAAUAGAAUCUUUUGAAGAGACUGUUGUUCCUAAAAAUUCUGUUUUUGAAGAGUCUAUACCACAAGGUCAAAGCUAUAUGAAACGUUUUUUUGGAAGCCAGGAAAAUUUACUUGAUGGAGAUAGCAAAAAAUCAAGAGGUCCAAGAAAUCUUUACAGAAAAACCUCUUUUGGUUCAACUGAUCAAACAGAUUUUGAUGAUUUGGGCCCUGUUGAACGAGAACGUAGUAGAACUUUGCCAAAGAAUUAUUCAAGGGAUGUAAAUAACAACAAUAGCUUAAAUCGUUCUUCCGGAAGUUUAUCACAAAAGGGACCACCAAAUAAAGCCCCAGACUGGUACAAACAGAUGUAUAAAGAAAUUAACACUAGCAUUGAAGGUGAAUCACAUUUAUAUAAAUUACUAACUUCGGAUGCUAAAAGUGGCGUUUUUCGGCAGUAUGAUGGAGCAUCUUCUGUUGGAGCUCGCAGUCCUCGAAGUAGUUCUCCAGAAGAUAUGUAUAGAUCAUCAACAAUCAGUACAGCAGAUGUUCCAAGAAGGUUAGGAGGUGGCAGAUCAGCAACAAAUAACCAACAUCGUAAGUCUCUACCAAACAUUCAUGCAGCAAACUUCAAUUUUAUGGAUCCAUCCAAAACAGGUGCAUCUACUACUGUGCAAAUGAGAAUUCAAAAACCUUCAAUGACUGUUGUACAAAAUAAUGAAAAUAGAAAAUCCAUAAAUUCUGAGUGGUAUCGACAAUUACAGAAAGGUGGCCAAAUUCCUGAGACUGGUUUAACAUCUUCUUCGACCGUUUUGACUAUUGACAACUCAAAAAAAGGAACAAGACAAGAAGUGAACUAUCUCGAGGACCUCAUCAAAAAAGAAGAAAUUUCAAAACCUUCAAGUGUUAAUAUUGAGUAUAACAAUCCACCAGACUUCUUUGAACUACGGAAACAAGAACUUAAAAAUAAAGAAAUAGAACAAGAACGAGAAAUGCUACGAGAAAUGCGUGAAAAGGAACGUCUUCAAGAAGAAGAAAGACUUCGUAAACAAAAAGAGCUAGACAGGUUGCGGGUUCAAGCUGAAGAGAAAAAGCAAAAGGAAAAAGAAUUAGAAAUUAAGCGUAUCGAAGAAGAGCGUAAAAAGUUAGAAUAUGAAAGAAAAUUGGCAGAAGAAAAAAAACGACUUGCUGAGGAAGAAAGAUUGAAAUUGCCAUAUCAGUUUGCACAAGCUAAAUAUUCAUUUAGCCCAGAGGGGCCAGGAGAACUCAAAUUCAAAAAAACUGAGAUCAUUCAUCUAUUGCGCCAAGUUGAUGAGAACUGGUUAGAGGGGGAAUUAAAUGGUCAUGUUGGAAUAUUUCCUGUUUCUUACAUUGAGUAUUUAUCACCUGAUUCAUCGAAUGUGAAAGAAACAAAAAGUUCUUCACAAACAAAAGAUAAAAAAGACUCUUCAUUAAUAAAUGGUGUUCAAGUUUCUUCACCAAUAAAAGAUAUCCAAGCCUCUCCACCAAUGAAAAAUAAUAACGAUUCAACAGUAUUAAAUAAUAUAAAAGAUUCACCAUCUGGUAAAGAGGCAAAAAAACAAACAAAAGAAUUAGUCAAAGAGGAAUCUUUUAUACAGUUAUCAACUGCAACUAAUGUAGAAUCAGCUGUUGACAGUGGUGAAGAUCUUGUCAGCAUUGUAUCACGAGAAGGUUUAUGUAAAGCAAAAUAUACUUUUAAACCUGCGUCAGGAAAUGAACUUCCUUUUAGAAAAGGUGACAUGAUUACUAUAAUUCGUCAAGUAGAUGAAAACUGGUUUGAAGGAAAAUUUGAUGAUAAUAUAGGAAUCUUCCCUGUUAACUAUGUUGAAGUAAUAAAAGAACCUUUGGUGGAGACUGCUCAUCCUAUUCUUUAUGUAGAAGAAAAACCCAAUAAACAGGAAGAAAAAAAGUCUGUUAAACAAGUGGAACAAAAACCUGUUGUUGAACAAAAACAAGUGGAACAAAAACCUGUUGAACAAAAACAAGUGGAACAAAAACCUGUUAAACAAGUGGAACAAACUACAAAACUAGACAAAAAAUUUGAAACAUUGAAUGAGCCUAAACUUUCUAAAAGUUCAGAUAGUGCAGUACCCAAUACUAAAAUGCAAUAUUCUGAAGGUUUAAAAAAAAAUGAAAAAAUUGAAGAAUCCAUACCAUACACGAACGGUUUUGUAAAUUCAACUAUAUAUACAAAUGGUAAUCAUGAAAAUGAUAUUGACAAUUUAAUAGGAAAAGGAGAACCGUAUCGUUGUGUAUUCUCUUAUAAACCCUCUAAUGAUGAUGAAGUAGAUCUUGCUGUCGGUGACAUAGUUUACGUUCUUGAAAAAUGCGAUGAUGGCUGGUUUAUUGGUACAUCUGAACGUACUGGUUCAUUUGGAAUAUUUCCCGGUAACUAUGUUAAACCUGUGUAGUCUUUACUUCACAGUUUCUAGAUGCAUGCUUUCAUAAGGUAUUCAAUAUGUAUCGAAUACCAUCAUAGUCAUUUAGGAUGAGUUUAAACUAAAUAAAAACGACACAAUUAUGUGAGUUAUUUAGAGAAUUAACAGAGAUCACGCAGAUGUUUUGACAAUUGACUAGUUUUAAAUUAAUUUUUCUUAAAACAAUUUCUUUUUUUUUUUAAUGACAUAAUUAUGUUUGUGUCCAAUAUAUUUUUGGGAGGAUUUUUGAAAAUAAUUCGACUGUGUUGUCGUUUUAGUUUUUUUGUUUUUCUUUUGUAAUUAAAAAAAAUACUAUGUAUAUUGAUAAAUAAUUCGAAUAUUUUGUACAGUUUUCUAUAUUGUCUGUCUUAUGUAUUUUCAAAAACAUUUAAAUAUUGUUUUUUAUAAUCUAUUGUUUAUUCAAUGUUUAUAGUUGACGUUCUUAUGUUAAUUGUCUUGGUUCGGUUCUUUGUGUGGAAAUUUUUAGUCAUAAUGUAAAUAUAUUAAUAACUAUCUAUGUACAUUUUUUUCUAAAACAUUCUUUAAAUAUAA
Hydra vulgaris (swiftwater hydra) is the source of this 3586-nucleotide messenger RNA. Its product is annotated as sorbin and SH3 domain-containing protein 1 homolog. Gene Ontology annotation, molecular function: protein binding. The record is from RefSeq and is a predicted model, not a curated record. Lineage: Eukaryota; Metazoa; Cnidaria; Hydrozoa; Anthoathecata; Hydridae.